Frieseomelitta varia is the source of this 1273-nucleotide messenger RNA. Its product is annotated as mpv17-like protein 2. Gene Ontology annotation, biological process: mitochondrial ribosome assembly. NCBI's taxonomy places the organism in Eukaryota, Metazoa, Arthropoda, Insecta, Hymenoptera, Apidae. The record is from RefSeq and is a predicted model, not a curated record. Gene Ontology annotation, cellular component: membrane; cytoplasm. The transcript has 4 exons. Bases 500 to 1108 code for a protein of 202 amino acids.
UCGCAUGUUAUAGGAAAAACUCGCAAAUUUCACCUAAAAACAUAGUAAUUCAGUGUUUUCCAAAUAAGGAUUACAAAAGAUUACAAGUAUGAAAUAUUGAAUGGUGGGGAUGACAGAGGAUCCACUGCGCAGACGCGGCGCAACUUUCGAUUGCAUUCCGUCUUAUAAUAAUCGCGAUUUCGCAAAUUUCUAUUCAGUAACGCGUAGAUUUAUAUUGCAAACUGCUAACUUACAUCUAUUUUUAAAAUCUGUGUGAAAGAUAUCCGAUCUUUUAGUACCGGUAUGUUAUCGGGCUACAUCCGACCGCGGUUUUGUCUUCACAAACAUCAACGAAUCAAAAUCUGUAUGAUUAUCCAACGUUGUUCAAGGAAGUAAAAAAGGAUUUAAAGAAGCUAACACUUUAAAUAAAAUACGAGAAAGACGAUUUUCCUGAUAUAUUAAUAUAUCAUAAACCAACACAAAAAGUAACUACUUAAUAGAAUCUAAGCUCAACACGCAAAUGACUGUUUGGGGUAAAUUGUUUGGCAAGUACCUUUUGGUGACUAACACUGUGAGCUGUGGUUUGAUGAUGGCUGCAGGGGACGUUAUUCAACAACGCAACGACUAUUUAAGGAAGUACGAUGUACCUACUGGGACAUAUGUAAUGGCAGCAUCCCCAAAUGCAGAACGAAAGUUUCACAAUUCAAGAAAUUCUGACGAUUAUAUACACGACUACGAGCGAACUAAAAACAUGACCAUCGUGGGUCUGCUUCAAGGUCCUUUUCAUCACUGGUUUUAUAUGAUAUUGGACAGAGUAAUUCCUGGGAAAACCGCACUGUCUGUUAUCAAGAAGACCUGUCUAGACCAAAGUAUAGCCAGUCCAACUUGUCUGGGAAUAUUUUUCAUCGGUCUUGGCCUUUUAGAACAUCGCAAUAUAGAAGAGAUCCGCGAGGAGAUGAGACUGAAAUUAUACGAUACGUGGAAGGUUGACUGUUGCUUUUGGCCUCCAACGCAGUGCAUAAAUUUUUUAUUUGUACCUCUUCAUUAUAGGGUGCUCUACAUCAAUUUUAUGACAAUGAUCUAUGACAUUUUUCUAUCAUACAUGAAAUAUGAUGCGCAAUAUGAAUGACAAAAAAACCUCAAAAAUAGUCUGUUAUAAUAUAAUAUAAAUAAUUAUAUUUUUAGGUGAUCAGCUGUAAUUUCUAAUAUUUUUGUGAGUAUACAUUAUAUAGAAUGUACGAUAAUCAACGUAAAAAGAUAUCAGAAAUAAAGAAGCUCCUAUUUUUGUACAAAA